Messenger RNA from Colossoma macropomum (tambaqui), 2217 nucleotides. Its product is annotated as B-cell receptor CD22-like. Lineage: Eukaryota; Metazoa; Chordata; Actinopteri; Characiformes; Serrasalmidae. The record is from RefSeq and is a predicted model, not a curated record. The transcript is spliced from 7 exons. Bases 305 to 1723 code for a protein of 472 amino acids.
GGAGCUGCUGGCCGGUUGAAGCCGCCCACACUGUCUACAAAAAAACAAGAAGAGACAGGCAAAAGUGAUCGAUAACAGGGGAAACUUUGCCUCCAGUCAUGUUUUGUAUUGACAUUUCUCAGUAGAAAACUAUCAAACUGCAGAGACUGUAAAUAUUUCAAAAUUAAAUAAGGAAGCACAUUAAAAAGGAAACUGGAAAAUGUAGAUUUUUUUUGUGGACGUCUCAUGCUGGGCAGGAGGAAGGCCUGCUUGACCUAAAAGAGGAAGAAAGAAUGCUAGUGUUAAAUUGCUGAUCUCACUCAGAAUGUCUCUGACUGUGUCUCUGGUGUUUCUGCUCUUCAUCUCUGGAGUUGCUGCUCAGGAUGGGUGGGCUGUGAAUUACAACUCUAAAUCUAUCUGUGCUCUAAAGGGCUCUACAGUGACCAUGAGCUGCACUUACACAUAUCCAAGAGGUUACUGGGUCCGAAAAGCUUUCUGGACCAAAGAGUGGACUAAAGGUUUAGAGCCUCCUGAUCUGUUAUAUCAGCCAGAGUACAGAGGCAGAGUUCUGUACCUCGGAGAUAAACACAGUGACAGCACUCUCAGAUUUAAGACUGUGAGAGAAAAGGAUCAAAGUAAAUACUACUUCAGAUUUAUAACAGACCGACCUGGAGGAAAGUAUCAAGGUGCAGGUGGAGUUGAUCUUUCAGUCACAGAUCUCCAGGUGGAGGUUCCUGAGAGAGUGAUAGAGGGAGAUAAAGUCACUCUCACAUGUAAAACCACCUGCAGUCUGACAGUCAGACCAACAUUCACCUGGUACAAAAAUUGGCAUCCUUUAUCCUCCAGUACUGACCAGCUCAACCUGCAGUCGGUCAGCAGGGAGGAUGCAGGCAGGUAUUACUGUGCUGUACUGGGUCAGAGCCUUCGCUCUCCUGAGGUCACUCUUAAUGUCAGAUAUGGCCCAAAGAGUGUCUCAGCAUCCAUCAGUCCCUCUGGUGAAAUAGUGGAGGGCAGUUCAGUGACUCUGACCUGCAGCAGUGAUGCAAACCCACCUGUGGAAUAUAACUGGUUUAAAGGAACAUCAUUAGUAGCAGAAGGAGAGACUUACACAAUGAACAAGAUCAGCUCUGUGGACAGUGGAGAAUACAAGUGCAGGUGCAGCAAUGGAUACAUAGUCAAAUACACUGCUGUAACUCUGAAUGUUCUGUAUCCUCCAAAGAACGUCUCAGUGUCCAUCAGUCCCUCUGGUGAAAUAGUGGAGGGCAGUUCAGUGACUCUGACCUGCAGUAGUGAUGCAAACCCACCUGUGCAGAGCUACACCUGGUUUAAGAAACUGAGCAGUGGAACUCUGCAGAAAUCAAAAAGUCAGAUCUACAACAUCUCAAACAUCAGCUCUGCAGAGAGUGGGGAAUAUCAGUGCAUGGCAGCCAACACGCAAGGUUCUCGAUACGCAGAGUACAAGUCAUUAACAGUUUUAUAUGCUCCAAAAAAAGCCCAGGCAUCCAUCAGUGAAACAGCAGAGGGCAGUUCAGUGACUCUGACCUGCAGCAGUAAUGCAAACCCACCUGUCCAGAACUACACCUGGUUUAAAGAAGGUGGAAGCUCACCUGUAGGAUCUAGACACAGUUACACGGCUCUACAGAGUGGAUCCUACUACUGUGUGGCUCAGAAUGAACACGGAUCUCAGAAAUCAGCUGCAGUGACUGUCACUGUAAAACGUAUGAAUUGUAAAAUAGCUGUUUAAUCUGGGAAACAUUUUGUUAAAUUCCUAAAAGAAAUUAGCAUAACUUGAACCAGACUUUCCUGUUUCUCUCCACACAGGGGUUUGGAAUGCAGUUCUAUAUGCCGUUCUAGGCAUGGUAGCUGUUGGAUGUUUAUUUGCCAUCAUUGCUGUUUUGUGUGUAAGGUAAGAAUAUACUUAAUAAUUCUGUUUUUCUUCUUCUACUAAUUAUUAAUAUUGUUAUCAUUCUAUUUCAGAAGGAAAAGAAAGCAUGAUUCAGCCAAUUAUGCAGAACAAAAACAGGCAAGUCCCCUAAAACAAAAGUUUUAUACAGUUACACAAGUAUUUGAUAAUAAAAUACAAAAGAAAACACUAUUUUGAACUCUAUUCAUUUUGAUUAUUUCCUGUUCAUGGUAUACACAUGCUCACAUUUGCUAACAAACCAAUCACAGGUGUCUGAAAUGUUUUACAGUAUUUGUUCCAACAUUUCAGUUUUACAUUUAAAUAAAUAAUAAUAA